Messenger RNA from Fusarium odoratissimum NRRL 54006, 1017 nucleotides. Its product is annotated as acetyltransferase. The transcript has 3 exons. The coding region runs from base 169 to 867 and encodes 232 amino acids. Gene Ontology annotation, molecular function: acetyltransferase activity. Lineage: Eukaryota; Fungi; Ascomycota; Sordariomycetes; Hypocreales; Nectriaceae. The record is from RefSeq and is a predicted model, not a curated record.
CCCCACGCUUAAAAGAUCAGACGUGUUUCUCCAACUUGGACAGGUACCAGCUCCGUAUCUACCUCGCAAUCAGACAGUAUAACUUCUGUUUAGAAGAACUCAUAUCGUUAUCGCUUGCUAUCUAUUAGUCUUGUAUCAUAAACUGCUCAAACGCCACGCUACUUCAUCAUGGCCAAGCAACAGAAAGAUAAUGAGAUCAUCGAGUUCGCCAAGGGCCUCAAGGGUACUCCAUGGUGCGAAGAGUACGAGAAGAUGAUCUCUGGCAUGCUCUACAACCCCCUGCACCCCAAGCUGUUGGACGGCCGCCACAGAGCGCGCGGUCUGGCGUACAAGUACAACAACAUUGAUCCCAGCGCUGGCACUCGUGAGGAGAUCGACGACAAGCGUGCCGAGAUGCUUUCGGAGAUGCUCGGAAAGGUCGGCAAGGGGACGUACAUUGAGACACCUUUCAUGCCUGACUACGGAAGCAAUGUCUCCAUGGGCGAGAACUGCUUCAUGAACUUUGGCUUGACCAUUCUAGAUACCAGCCUCGUCAUAAUCGGCGACCGCGUUCAGAUGGGUCCCAACGUACACAUCUACACCGCAGGCCACGAGACAAGCGUGCUAUCCAGGAUCAAGUUCGUCGAGUUCGGACAUCCCAUCCGCAUUGAGGACGACUGCUGGAUUGGUGGCAACGUAGUCAUUCUCCCUGGUGUGACCAUUGGCCGAGGCUGCACUGUUGGCGCUGGGGCGGUGGUUACUAAGAGUCUGCCCCCUUACUCGAUCGCCCUGGGCGCCCCUGCAAAGGUGGUCAAGACGAUACAGAGUGUGGAGGAGGAGUUGGCGGAUCCUAACAACCCUUACCGAAACAUGCCUGAUCGAGAAUAGAUAGUUUUGCUUUGGCAUUGCCUGUUUAGGUCAGAAAUUAGAAUUGGUCAAUGUGUAUUGCGUGUAACUGGUUAUUGUUGACUUGAGCAUCUGUUGAGAUGAGUGUAUACUCUUUGCAGCUAGUCCAUAUAUCGCCUUCCAAUCCGUCUG